Candidozyma auris is the source of this 1440-nucleotide messenger RNA. It is a transcript of the gene ASK1, whose product is annotated as Ask1p. The record is from RefSeq and is a predicted model, not a curated record. Gene Ontology annotation, biological process: attachment of spindle microtubules to kinetochore. The transcript has a single exon. Gene Ontology annotation, cellular component: DASH complex; mitotic spindle pole body; mitotic spindle. NCBI's taxonomy places the organism in Eukaryota, Fungi, Ascomycota, Pichiomycetes, Serinales, Metschnikowiaceae. The coding region runs from base 1 to 1440 and encodes 479 amino acids.
AUGGAAGCAAGGAGAAAAUCUACCUUGCACGUCAGCAGUGCCAAAAGAGAUAAAGUCACGGAUUUGUCUGCCCAUGUGGAGUUGGAGCGGCUCGAACAAGAAACUACAUUGGUGCUCCAAGAGAUAGACAGAAACCUCUCUCAAGCUAAUGCAGUGAUAUCAGAUAAGAUUCUUCCGGUGUUGACCAGCUACCACUCUGCUCUGAGCAACGUAUGGAAGAACGUCUCGUUUUGGAAGAAGUUUGUCGAGGACGCCUCGGAAACUAGAGUGUUCCCAGAGGAAUCUAACGUUGAGGGAGACUCUGCUCACCAGGGAGGCCAUACUGGAAAAUUGCAACUCACGGAAAGUUCGUCGGCAAAGAAAGAUGUCCUAAGUGAAUUGGACCUGCAACAGAACUCAACCUUGACAUCGGAGUUCCAGGUCGAGGCCUCAACGCCCCAGUUGAAGUCAAGACAUCUGCUUCAGUCAAGCACCUCACCGCAACGGUCGGCAUCAAGAAACUACCCUCGAGUGCUGAUAUCACCAAGAAAGCGAGGGUCGGGCGUGUUUGACUCCAAUGACGCUAGAAGAUCGUCAGUACUACAGAACUUCCUAAAUUCUUCUCCCACAUUGCCAGAGCCUCCAAAGCUAACAAGCGAAUUGAACCAUCACAAUGCUCCCUCAAGCUCAAGUGCUCCAAAACAAGGUCACUCUGAUCCCGAUUUAAAUGCUGGGGUCAGACCACAGGCGGCGCUCUUGCUGCCGGCAACUGUGACUCCCAACGCUCGUGAAGGUAUCCAAAGGUUUCCCCGAACGCCUACGUAUGGAUCUUCUGGAUUCAAAAGGGCCCCUAUUUCUCCGAUGAGAAAUAUUCCACCUCUACAAAGAAGCAACGAGGAUCUGGAUCAGGUAAUACCGCUUCCCAGGAUGUCUGCUCUCCCGCAAGAUGAUAGCGAUCAGGUUCCCAUUCCACGUCUACUAACGACGUCAGUCGGUGAAGCAAAGCUUCACUCGCCAGCUGCUGGUGAAGAGGGCUCAUCCAAACGCAGAAGAAUCGAAGAAGAUGAGUCUGAGAAUGUUUUUCUCGAUGCCAAUUACAAAGAUGAUACCAACAACAAUAGCCGAAGCCAUUCCAUCGUGUACAACACAAUUAGAGAACAAAAUCAACAAGUUGAGGAGAACAUUGAUCAAGAGGAGCACGACGAAGGCGGCGAGCAAAAGUCCAAGUCUGUAUCUCAAAUCUUCGAAGAUGUAUUGCAGCCUACAGCAGACAACAACAACGCAGACAAUGAUGAAGAGGAAAUGGAGCAAAAAGCCUCCAGAGGAGAGCACACCAUAACUCAAAACCUUUCAAGGAGCCUAGACCAAACUACGGACAGUGUGGCCAAUAGCUCUGAGUUGGGGUCCAUUCUUGGAGAGCGUUGGAAAGCCCUCUCCCGUACGUUGAAGAAGUCCGGUUGA